Komagataella phaffii GS115 is the source of this 825-nucleotide messenger RNA. RefSeq lists its product as uncharacterized. The transcript has a single exon. Lineage: Eukaryota; Fungi; Ascomycota; Pichiomycetes; Pichiales; Pichiaceae. Bases 1 to 825 code for a protein of 274 amino acids. Gene Ontology annotation, cellular component: spliceosomal complex. The record is from RefSeq and is a predicted model, not a curated record. Gene Ontology annotation, molecular function: RNA binding. Gene Ontology annotation, biological process: spliceosomal complex disassembly.
AUGGAUCAAGAUCUCAAACAGGUUCUGGAUAGAGAUAUAGACCUCUAUGAUCUUCUGGGUGUACCAGAAGAUAGUCAGGAUAGCGAUAUACGGAGGGGCUAUCGCCAGCAAGCAUUAAUAUAUCACCCGGAUAAGAAUGAUACCCCACAGGCAAACGUCAGAUUUCAACAAAUUUCCACCGCAUUAAAGAUUUUGGGAACUCCAGAACUCAGGAAUAGUUAUGAUAGCUAUAAACGAUUAAAAAGACAAAGAAAUGAGAAAAGAUCACAACUAAAUGAAAGAGAUAAACGGUUUGAGAAUGAACUUGUAAAGGCUGAAGAAGAGUUACUUAGGAAUCUGAAGUCACAGCAGUCCAAUGCUUACAAAGAGGCUAUAUUACGAGAAGAGAACUUAAAACUAAGGAGACGGAGGGAAAGCAAGUACCUAAAUUUACCCAAUGUGACCCAUCAGGUGGAAUCUCCUGUAGUUGUCAAAUUGAAGUGGAAGAACUUGAUACAAGGAAUAUUCACAGAGGAUGAGAUUCGGGACAUAAUGAGUCGUUUUGGCAGAAUAAGUAAAAUCUGGUUUCCUGAAAAUAAUGAUAGUGAUACGUAUCACUACUGUUUUAUUCAGUUUGAAGACUACAUUGGGGGAGUCUUAGCUACAUUAUGUGACUAUUCAAAAUUGAACCCUGAAAACGACCCAGUUGGAAAAUCUGGCUCUCUCAUCAAACUAUUAAGAAGCUGCCGCUUCGUUGAGUCUUCCAUAAAUCUCAAGUGGGAUCGAAGAGAAAUGUCACAGGCUGAGUAUAUUGGCAGAACAUUGUUGAACCUACAAUCGAACUAG